Messenger RNA from Striga hermonthica, 1956 nucleotides. Lineage: Eukaryota; Viridiplantae; Streptophyta; Magnoliopsida; Lamiales; Orobanchaceae. The record is from the annotation of a GenBank genome assembly.
AUGAUUCUUUUCCUAAUUUUCUUGGUUUUCUUUUUCAACCUACAAGGCCCAAGAUUUGCAUCUAGCCAGGAGGACGAAUGCCAGCCCGCAAGCUGCCACCCGUCGGGCCCGAUCAUCCGCUUUCCCUUCCGUUUGAUCGGCCGCCAUCCCGCCCGCUGCGGCUACCCAGGCUUUGACCUGUCCUGCAACCCCACCUCCAAUUCCCCCACAAACAGCACCGAAUUCGUGUUCCAGUUCCCGGUUCGGGCCUCGGCCCGCCACAUUGUCCUCCCGAUUGCAGCCAGAGCCACUGUCCAAGAAAUCGACUACAGAUCGCAAGUGAUCCGGGUAAGCGUCCUGAACGGGUCGUGCCUCCCGGCUCGGGUCCCCCAAGUCAACUCCACUCCCUCCCCUUUCGAGAUGCACUAUAGGUACUACCGGCCGAACGAUGGGUACACACUUUUCAAUUGCUCGGGCGGGGCCGAACCCACUUACCGGUCGGGCCCUAUCAAUUGCCUCGGUCACGGAGGCUACCGCGUAUUUGCGUACCAGUCGUAUUAUUCGGUCACGGAUUGGCCGCUGUCCAUGUGCGUGAAGAUGUACAACAUUUCAUAUAUAUCGGACGUGAUUUUUGUGGGGCCGAACGAAUUCCCGGGUGACGACACGCAGCUGCAUUGGUCCGAUCCGUCUUGUGGGGACUGUGAGGCGAUGGGGAGGUUUUGUAGGCUGAGGAGAAAUGGUGCAAAUAACGAAACCGAAUGUUAUGAGAUACCGAGGGAACCUCAUGAGCAGAGGAGACAAGGUCUCUCAAGAAACAUCACAAUCACGAUUGUACUCGUCAGCAUUUUCGUGACAGCCGUAGCGUCAUCUGCUGCGUUCUAUGUUCUCAACAAGAAACACAAAGAAAGAAAGCAGCAAAGGAGGAUCGAGCGAUUCCUAGAUGACUACAAGGCCCUCCGGCCGAUGAGGUACACCUACUCAGACAUCAAACGCAUAACCGACGGGUUUCGGCACAAGCUCGGGCAGGGCGGAUAUGGCACAGUUUUCAAGGGACAGCUGUCGUCCGACAUCCCAAUCGCCGUCAAAAUCCUCAACCACACCAAGGGCAACAACAACAACAAGGGCGAGGACUUUCUAAACGAGGUCGCCACCAUCGGCAAGAUUCGCCACGUCAACGUCGUCCGCCUCGUCGGGUACUGCGCAGACGGGUACCAGCGCGCAUUGGUGUACGAGUAUUUGGAAAACGACUCGCUCGAGAAGUACAUCUCGUCAGGGAACCAGGGCCGCACGCUCGGAUGGGAAAAGAUGCUUCAGAUCGCCAUUGGUAUAGCCAAGGGCAUCGACUACCUCCACCAGGGGUGUAAUCAGAGAAUACUCCACUUUGACAUCAAGCCUCACAACAUUUUGCUGGACCACAAUCUAAACCCUAAGGUGGCCGAUUUCGGGCUCGCGAAGCUGUGUUCCAAGGAGCAGAGCAUAGUGACCAUGACGGCUGCAAGGGGCACUGUGGGGUACAUAGCGCCCGAGGUUUUCUCGAGGAACUUUGGGCGGGUGUCGUACAAAUCGGAUAUCUAUAGCUUUGGGAUGUUGUUGCUCGACAUGGUCGGAGGAAGGAGGAGUUUUGGCGGUGAGGCCCACAGGGGUAGCAGUAGUAGCAAUAGCAGUAGCAGUAGCGAGAUUUAUUUCCCAGAGUGGAUGUACAAGCAGUUGGAGAAGGGGGAGGAUAUAGCGAUCGAGAUCGACAAGGUGGAGGAGAGCAGUGUAGUGAGGAGACUGAUAAUCGUGGGGCUUUGGUGCAUACAGUGGUACCCGGCAGAUCGGCCGUCGACCAAAGUCGUGAUUCGGAUGUUGGAGGGGGAGAGCAUGCCGAUCAUGCCACCGAAUCCCUUUGCCCCGUCCAAGUCGAGUCCUGUUUCGGGUUCGAGCAGGAGCUCGUUCGCCACUGCCAAGACGAGUUUCGUGAGCGCUACUCAGUGA